This is a messenger RNA of Gastrolobium bilobum, 2004 nucleotides long. Its product is annotated as small ribosomal subunit protein mS80 (rPPR6). Gene Ontology annotation, molecular function: protein binding. The record is from RefSeq and is a predicted model, not a curated record. The coding region runs from base 15 to 1700 and encodes 561 amino acids. Lineage: Eukaryota; Viridiplantae; Streptophyta; Magnoliopsida; Fabales; Fabaceae. The transcript has 2 exons.
GCCGUCACGUCACGAUGUGGAGGUCGAUACUUGCAAGACAUGCUUCUCGGAACACCGUCACUGCGUCGUCACGUUUUCAGGUCGCUCUCUCAAACCCUAACUUUCUGAAACCCUCAUCCAAAUCAACUUCUCUUUCCUCUUCCUCUUCGAGGGUUUUCCCUCAAUUUGCAUAUUUUCACAAAACCCCUCGCUUCUUCUCCAAUGAGGCCUCGCUCUCGCUCUCGGUUGAUUCUUCAGAAAAUGAUGGUGGUGUUGUUCACGAGGCUAUUGCAGAAGAAGAAGAAAAAGUAGUAGAAGAAGAAGAAGAAGAAAAAGUAGUAGAAGAAGAAGAAGAAAUGUAUGAGAUUGACGUGAACAAGUUGGAGAACGUUCUGAGUCUUCUUAAGACUAGUGCUGAUGGGUCGUUAGAGUCAUGUCUUGAUGACAUGGAUUUGACUCUACAUCAAGAUCUUCUAAUCAAAAUAAUUGAAACCCCAUUUGUUUUGGGUGAGAAUCUCAUAAGGUUUUUCAACUGGGCCUGCAAUGAGAAAUCAUUUAAGGUCACAACCCCUGUUGUGGAAUCUCUUGUUUUUGUAAUAUGCAGUGGUUUGAAGAAGAAACAAAUUUACAUUCUUUGGGACUUGGUUAAGGAUAUUGGUGAGAAAGAGGAGAAUGGGGUGAUCAAUGUGAGGAUUCUCAAUGAAUUGAUAAUUUCAUUCUCAAAAUUGGGAAAAGGAAAAGCUGCAUUGGAGGCAUUUGAUAAAUUUGAGGUUUUUCAUUGUGUGCCAAAUGAAGACACGUAUUAUUUUACAAUUGAGGCUCUUUGUAGGCGAUCAGCGUUUGAUUGGGCUUGGACUGUGUGUCAAAAGAUGCUUGAUGCACAGAGUUUGCCUGAUGGUGAGAAAGUUGGUAACAUGUUAUGUUGGUUUUGUAAAGGGAAAAAGGCUAAAGAAGCUCAUGCAGUGUAUAUGGCAGCAAUAGAGAAAGGGAAGCGUCCACCUAUGUCUUCUAUGAACUUUUUGAUUGCUAAACUCUGUCAAGAAAAUGAGAAUGUGCAAUUAGCUUUUGAGAUGUUGAAUGAUAUCCCUGGGGAGAGGAGGAAACAUGCAAUAAAGUCGUUUUCGGCUGUUGUUCGAGCCUUGUGUAGGAUUAAAGAUGUUGAUGCGGCCAAAGAGUUGAUCUUAAAAAUGAUUGCUGAUGGUCCACCUCCAGGAAAUGCUGUUUUCAAUUUUGUUAUUACGGCCUACUGCAAAGUUGGGGAAAUGGGACAAGCUUUGGAGAUGGUAAAACUACUGGAAAGUAGAGGUUUGAAACCAGAUGUGUACACUUAUACUGUUCUUGCUAGUGGUUAUUCAAAUGGUGGUGAGAUGGAAGAGGCUAGGAAGAUCUUGGGGGAAGCUAAAAAGAAGCAUGUUAAGUUAAGUCCUGUAAUGUAUCACACUCUAAUUCGUGGAUACUGCAAAUUAGAACAGUUUGAUAAGGCUUUGGAAUUGUUGAUUGAAAUGAAGGAUUUUGGUGUCUGUCCUAGUGUUGAUGAAUACGAGAAGUUGAUCCAGUCUCUCUGCUUGAAGGCUUUGGAUUGGGAAAAGGCAGAAAAGCUGCAAGAGGAAAUGAAAGAGAAUGGUUUACAUCUCAAGGGUAUUACCAGGGCCCUGAUUAGAGCUGUCAAGGAGGUGGAAAAUGAAGUUGUGGAGGCUGAAAGCAUUAGUUCAGUGGCCUAAAUUUUGUUGGCUCUUUGAGGUGGUGUGACAUUAAUGUGAGAGGCCUGCUAUUUGUUGGGUUGGGUUGGAUAAGAAUUAGUAUCUGUGCCUUCAGACCGCCACACACAGACACACCAAGAAGAAGAAAUAGAGGUGCUGUUUACAAAUUGAAUUUUAGUGUCUUUUACAAAUUAUAUUUGCUGUUUUUGGUAGGAUUCUCUUUCAAUGUGUAGGUGCCAUCUGGAUCAAUUUUUUAUUCUUAAUUUUGUAGUCUUUGAUUGCUAAUAAGGAACAUGAUUAUAAUAGUACUUAGUUACUUAAUGUU